This is a messenger RNA of Trichomycterus rosablanca, 2072 nucleotides long. It is a transcript of the gene zbtb47b, whose product is annotated as zinc finger and BTB domain containing 47b. Gene Ontology annotation, biological process: regulation of gene expression. NCBI's taxonomy places the organism in Eukaryota, Metazoa, Chordata, Actinopteri, Siluriformes, Trichomycteridae. The record is from RefSeq and is a predicted model, not a curated record. Bases 314 to 1744 code for a protein of 476 amino acids. Gene Ontology annotation, cellular component: nucleus. The transcript has 6 exons.
AGCUGCUGGAUCAGGAUGGUAUUGUAGAUAAACCGGGUCUGUUUAUACAUGUGUGUCCAUGUCAUGUGUGGAUGUGUGCUGGGUUGAACAGAGAGCUCAUCGUUGAGAAGACUGGAGACCCCUCAGAUGAGUUCUGCAUGCUAAAGGAUGUUUGGCUUCAUGUCACCAUUUGUUGGACAGCCUGAAAUAGCAGCACCACGUUCCCCCUGACCUGUUAGACAGCAGUGGCACUUCAUUGUACCAGGGUGGGCAGCUAGAAGAAGAUGUAUAUACUGAGAUUGCUCUAAUCGUACAGCCAGGGGACAAAAGAGAGAUGGACACAAGGGACGGGGGCGGCGCCUACAACAUUCUGAUGGCGGACGGUGGAAUAGGUAGAUUGGCGCACCACGCAAGAGCGGAGAGUUUAUGCAAGGUGGAAGGUGGUGCCAGUCCUGAGAAAGAGGCGCCCCAGGAAACCUCGGCCUCUUUCGACAGGGAGCAAAUCAUCGUAGAAGUGAACCUCAACAACCAGACGCUGAACGUCUCAAAGGGGUCAGAGGGCAAAAGCAGAGGGCACCAUGAUCAAGAGACUGGCAAAGGUGGCAACGAUGAACAAGAUGACAAACAGAAAGACAAAGACUUUGAGAAUAAGGAGAUGGAAAAUAGUAGCAGAGAUGAGGAGGAGGACGAUGAUGAUGAUGAUGAAGAAAACAACCUUAGCAUUCCAGAGGUGGCUCGAGGCAUCGUAGAACGACCCCGGCGUGGCACAAGAGCAAGCUCCAGAUCUCUGUGCAAAGACCCGAGCGGUGCCACACUGCCGCAGGAGAAGAAGCAGCAGGACAGUCCGGGGCAGAAGGUGAAGCUGGAGGAGAGGCACUUUGCUUGUAGAAAAUGCCCGCGUGUGUUUAACAACCACUGGUACCUGGAGAAACACACCAACGUCACCCACAGCCGCAUGCAGAUCUGCAACCAGUGCGGCAAGCGCUUCAUACUGGAGAGCGAACUGCUGCUGCACCACCAGACCAGCUGUGAGAAGAACAUACAGUGUGUGACGUGUGGAAAGGAGUUUAAGAAGCUCUGGUCGUUGCACGAACACAACAAGGUGGUCCACGGUUAUGCCGAGAAGAAGUUCUCGUGUGAGGUGUGUGAGAAGAAGUUCUACACCAUGGCGCAUGUCAGAAAGCACAUGGUGGCACAUACGAAGGACAUGCCAUUCACGUGUGAGACGUGUGGGAAGUCGUUUAAGCGCAGUAUGUCUCUGAAGGUUCACUCUCUACAGCACUCUGGUGAAAAACCCUUCAGGUGUGAGAACUGUAGUGAACGGUUUCAGUACAAGUACCAGCUUCGAUCUCAUAUGAGCAUCCACAUCGGCCACAAGCAGUUUAUGUGCCAGUGGUGCGGCAAGGACUUUAACAUGAAGCAGUACUUCGACGAGCACAUGAAGACCCACACUGGAGAGAAGCCCUAUAUUUGUGAGAUCUGCGGGAAGAGCUUCACCAGCCGGCCCAACAUGAAGCGACACCGGCGUACCCACACGGGCGAGAAGCCGUACCCGUGUGACGUGUGUGGCCAGCGCUUCCGCUUCUCAAACAUGCUCAAAGCUCACAAGGAGAAGUGCUUUAGGAUAAGCAGUCCUUUAGGAGGUGACACGGGGCUCGUCGUCACCCCCAGACGUGAAGGGUCUCCGCCUCGUUCUCUUCCUGUCCUCCACUCUCUCAGCAGCCUUCCUCCUCCUCCUCUGUUCUCCAACUCCAGUAACGACUGACAGCUCUUGGUAGUAACCUGGAUGCUCUAUUAGUUCUGUUUACUCCAAAGCAGCCGAUCAUGGGAUUUUAUGAACGAUGAGUGACUCCAAAGUGAUGUAGCAGGUUGUUAACAGUGUGUGACACUGUAUAAUCCAUAUAAGCUGUACAAGCAAAGACUUAAUCUCAUAGAGAUAUUUUAUAUUCAACAUUACGCCUCGUACUGCUCUAAAUAGUUCUCAUUUUUGUUUGUUUUAUGAUACAAUAAUAAUAAUACACAGUUUUCUUUUACCCAAAUGCAGUCAUUCAGCCGACGUGUCUCACCAAAAUCCUUUCCAUACAUGUAUGUUA